Gadus chalcogrammus (walleye pollock) is the source of this 5663-nucleotide messenger RNA. It is a transcript of the gene mgat5, whose product is annotated as alpha-1,6-mannosylglycoprotein 6-beta-N-acetylglucosaminyltransferase. Bases 43 to 2274 code for a protein of 743 amino acids. Gene Ontology annotation, molecular function: alpha-1,6-mannosylglycoprotein 6-beta-N-acetylglucosaminyltransferase activity. Gene Ontology annotation, cellular component: Golgi apparatus. Gene Ontology annotation, biological process: protein N-linked glycosylation. The transcript has 16 exons. NCBI's taxonomy places the organism in Eukaryota, Metazoa, Chordata, Actinopteri, Gadiformes, Gadidae. The record is from RefSeq and is a predicted model, not a curated record.
CCAUCCCUCCACCCCAGAACCAGGGGGUAAGAGAUUGUUGCCAUGGCCACCCCCUUCCUGUGGAAGCUGUCUUCCCAGAAGCUGGGCUUCUUCUUGGUCAGCUUCGGCUUCAUCUGGGGCAUGAUGCUGCUGCACUUCACCAUCCAGCAGCGUGCCAGCCACGAGAGCAGCACCAUGCUGCGCCAACAGAUCCUGGACCUCAGCAAGCGCUACAUCAAGGCCCUGGCCGAGGAGAACCAGAGCGUGAUGGACGGGCCCUACGUGGGCACCAUGACGGCCUAUGACCUGAAGAAGACCCUGGCCGUGCUGCUGGACAACAUCAUGCUCCGGCUGGGCAAGCUGGAGUCCAAGGUGGACAACAUCUACAACGGCACAGGGGGGAACCUUACCAACGGCACCGGGGCCGUCACAGCCGCGCCCAGCGCUACCAACGCAGAGAAGGUCAACGUCGCCGAUCUUCUGAACGGCGCCCAAGAGAAAUGUGAGCUUCCACCAAUGGACGGAUUCCCUCACUGCGAGGGGAAGGUCAAGUGGAUGAAGGACAUGUGGCGGUCUGACUCCUGCUACAACAACUACGGCGUUGACGGCUCCACCUGCUCCUUCUUCAUCUACCUAAGCGAGGUUGAGAACUGGUGUCCCCGUCUGCCCUGGAGAACCAAGACCCUGGCCCAGGAGCUGGACCGGAGAGGACAGACGGAGGUCCGGACCAGCUUCGAUGAGCUGCACCGUGUCAUGUCCCGGCGGGAGGAGUUCCGCUGGAUGAUGCUGCGGAUCAAGCGCAUGGCUGAACCCUGGCUGUCGGCCGCACGCUCCCUCGCCUCCAAGCAGGACCUCGGCAAGCGCCACAGGAAGAAGAUCCUGGUGCACCUGGGCCUCCUCACCAAGGAGUCAGGUUUCAAGAUUGCGGAGAACGCCUUCAGCGGCGGGCCCCUGGGGGAGCUGGUGCAGUGGAGCGACCUCAUCACCACCCUCUACCUGCUGGGCCACGACGUGCGCAUCUCUGCCUCCCUGGCCGAGCUCAAAGAGAUCAUGCGCCGUGUGAUGGGGAACAAGUCCAGCUGCCCCACCCAGGGGGACAAGGUUGUGGAGCUCAUCUACAUCGACAUCGUGGGGCUCACACAGUUCAAAAAGACCCUGGGGCCCUCCUGGGUGCACUACCAGUGCAUGUUACGGGUGCUGGAUUCCUUCGGCACGGAGCCAGAGUUUAACCACGCCCACUACGCCCAGUCCAAGGGCCACAAGACUCCCUGGGGAAAGUGGAAUCUGAACCCGCAGCAGUUCAACACCAUGUUCCCCCACACCCCAGACAACAGCUUCCUGGGCUUCGUGGUGGAGCAGCACCUCAACGCCAGCGAUAUACGACACAUCGACGACAUCAAGCGGCAGAACCAGUCGCUGGUCUAUGGAAAGGUGGACAACUUCUGGAAGGACAAGAAGAAGUACCUGGACCUCAUCCACAGCUACAUGGAGGUGCACGGCACCGUGCACGGCACCAGCACCGUCCACCUGCCCAGCUACGUCAAGAACCACGGCAUCCUGAGCGGCCGAGACCUGCAGUUCCUCCUCAGGGAGUCCAAGCUGUUUCUGGGCCUGUCUUUCCCCUAUGAAGGCCCCGCCCCCCUGGAGGCCAUAGCAAAUGGUUGUGCGUUCCUCAACCCCAAGUUCACCCCUCCCAAGAGCAGCAAGAACGCAGACUUCUUCAAGGGAAAGCCCACUAUGAGAGAGCUCACCUCCCAGCACCCCUAUGCAGAGGUGUACAUUGGGCCCCCCCACGUCUGGACGGUGGACAUCGAGAAACCCGCCGAGGUGGAGCAGGCCAUCCGCACCAUCCUCAGCCAGAAGAUUGAACCCUACCUGCCCUACGAGUUCACCUGUGAAGGCAUGCUGCAGAGGGUCAACGCCUUCAUCGAGAACCAGGACUUCUGCCACGGCCAGGUGAUGUGGCCCCCGCUCAGCGCCCUGCAGGUGAAGCUGGCCGAGCCCGGCCACUCCUGUAAGCAGGUGUGCCAGGAGGAGCAGCUCAUCUGUGAGCCCUCCUUCUUCCAGCAUCUCAACAAGGACAAGGACCUGGCCCGGUUUGGGGUGGACUGCCAGACGGUAGAGUCCAGCGCUGACACUCUGGUGCCGGCCUACAGCGAGGAACGGCGCCACUGCAUCUUCCAGCAGGACCUGCUGCUGUUCAGCUGCGCCGGGGCCCAUCCCUCGCUGCGCCGCGUCUGCCCCUGCCGCGACUACAUGAAGGGUCAGGUGGCGCUCUGCCAGGGCUGCCUAUAGCCCCGCCCACAGGGGGGGACACGGGAGGGGAGACACCCGCCCCAAAACCCCCGCCCCGAAAAACCCCGGCCCUUAGGGGAGAGCAUGCCCUGUGAGCGGCCCCCAGCCCCGCCCCCGUCUGGGAAGAUUGUUGUGGGGUUGUGUGUGUGUUGUCAUUCUCACACGCACAUACACAAACACACGCACAUGAAGAGGAGGUGGAUUUGGAGUGGGCCUAGCCUUGUGAUGACAGUCGAAAGAGGAGGAGCUACAGAGAGACGUGUAAAGCCCUAUUUGACAGACGCACGCACACACACUCAAGGACGAGGAGAAUCUCCCCCCCCCUCUAUGAAAUCAGCUGAGAGUAACCAGAGGUGUCUUCACCUCUGCCCGUCUCCACAGCAACUCGAUGCGGAGAACCUGAGGCGAGCACAAGAGAAAGACACACACACACACACACACACACACACACACACACACACACACACACACACACACACACACACACACACACACACACACACACACACACACACACACACACACACACACACACACACUCCCCUCCUCUGUAGCGAAAUGAUUCAGACUAUUUGUGGCCCUGAAGGUAGUUUUACACUGGACUGUGAGGCACAAAGGCCCUGACCUCUGACCCCACACAUACACUGACUAACAUACAUACACUCACAAAAAGACACAUAAAUAAGCGCAAUUACUUCACACACAAACACCAAAUGUACACACACAAAAACAUAACACAGGCAAGCGAGCACACACACACACACACGGGGCAGACUGCAGGCCUUAAGAUAUAGUUUUACACUGUACUGACUGGCUUCUUGCCUGGCGCAAAACCAGACAAAUAUCGUAGAUUUAUUUCUUUUUUAUUUGUAUUAUUAUUAUUCUGAUGAUUGUUAUCUCUGCUUUGAAUGGUUGCCAGACACAUCUUCAAAUCAGUCUGCUUUUUAUUUUCUUCUGCUCUGCAACGGUUGUGAUGUGCCAAGGAGAUCGUCAUUGCGAGAUCGUCAGGACGUCGGCGAGGAGACCCUUGUGGGGGGGGGGGGGUAGUUUCCCGCAUUAUUUAUAUUUUCCAGUUGAACGGGCGUACCGAUCACACAUGAUGAAAAACAGGAACUUCAGUGCGGUUGAGCGAGCGAAGCCUGUAGAGAAACGCAAUCAAAUGCCUCGUUUUGGAUCAAGCAUUUGUUAUACAACAAAUUUCCUGACGUUGAACCUCCCACCGGAAGUGGGAGGGGCUUGGAGCUGCCGCUGUCAUAUCUGUGAUUUAAUGAGGGUUUAUGCUACACAACCUGGACUGAACUAGGGUACCGUUUGAAAACUAGAUUUGUUUCUCCGGCUGAUUGAUGACAUACGGACAGAGGUGUGUCUGUUUAUGAAUGAACUCCCACGAAAAAAAAAGGAUGUGAAAAAAGUUGAUAAAUAAAAAAGUAGGUUUGCGUAAAAUGGUGUAGAGUUCGCGUCCUGGCGCUGUUGUUGAUCUUGUUUCGCUAGGUUGUCCGGAAUAGUGGAACGCGCACUAAUACCACCUCGACAGCUGGGGUAAAAACGAUGUGAAAACACAUCGGUUUUAGAUUUGCCUGCAGCCUAUUCAGGAGAAGAAAUAUUUAAGAUCAAUAAAAAAAACAUAGUAGUAGGUAAGCCUACCGGUCAUCAAUGAAAAAAUGCACUGUUAAUCUAUUUAGAGAUUUAACAAAACGAUAUUAGUAACACUAUAUAUUGUUAAUAUGGGUUAUCAAAUUAUUAUCCUUUAUAUUUAUUUUGUAUACAGAACUUUAUCUGUUUUUUUUAUUAAAAUCUGUUUUUAUUUAUGGGAGGGAUUUCUUUUUCAUUUUAUUUUCUUUGUAUAUAUUUAAUUUAUGGUGAGAGGGAUAGUAGAAGCGAGAGAAAGACGGUAACCAGAUUUAUUUGUUUUUCCAUCAUUACGUUUUGUUCAGGAAACACGCAGACCAGUAUCUCAAUGUUUGAAACUAACUUGGUCUUUCUGUUACCUUCUGUUGUCUCCGUAAGUCAGAAGUCAGCUUGAGUGGCAGCGUUGCAUCAUUCCAAAGUUAUUUAGAAAGCGAGCAGAGGCCGUCUAGGGUUUAUUGUUGUGAGAUAAUCCUCUUCAUCGUCGUGUUCUGACCAGAUCUGGAGAUGUCUACACAUGAUGGUGAUGGAUGGCUAUAACAUGUCGGCCUACCUGAGGAAUAACAUGCAUACCACAUGUUUAUGACUCAGUCGUCUCCCACCAUUAAAGCCUGCGCUGCUCACAGUAAAAGCCUGUUUCUGUGCACGUAAACACUUUGUUCACAUCAAAAGAAAAUGUAUACAGCUCAUGGACCGUUAUAACCAUAAAAAUCAUAUACAAAUCACCUGUUCUGAAUAUGUGGGUUUGGUGGAUAAAUGGUUCCACUCCCUCCAUGUCCAUGUGCAGAACGAUACCCAUGUAUGGCCUACUGACGGAUCAACUCUGUGGUGAGGUUUGUCGUGGGUUCAUCAGCCAAGUCGGUUCUUUGAACAUCGUCAUGUGCCUUUUAUUUCCCUUUAUGUUCUGCUUCAGGCUUGGCUUAGGCAGUCCCCAUGUUCAGACCACAGACGCUGGGUGGACAUGUGCGAGUCCCGUGGAGGGUUAGGACUUUCGUUAGAGGGAAUCUGAAAUAAUCAUGCGAUAAUCAUGCGUCCUAUUACUAUGUUGUCACUGCAUAUAAUUAGAUCUGUCAAUAUUCCAAUCGAUUGUCAAUCCAGGACUUGAGGUAUAUUCUGUUUCCAUAGUCAUAGCUAUUAUUAUUAUUGAUGGUAAAGAUUAAUAUUUCCAAUAGGGCAGAUAUAAAGUUUUGAGCUGUGGUGCAGAAGGGCCUUGUUCACUUCUUGCUAAUCGCGCUAGCCCUGUUCUGUUAAAGCAUUUCAUUAUUUUCUGUAUCAAUGUUGUUGGUUUUAUUAUCGGUGGGUAUUCAGUAUACAGUUCUUCGGUGUAUAACUUGGCAAAACAUAAAACUUUAUUCACUAUUUCUCUUUCUUUGUUUUUUCAUUUAGUUUACCGAAUUAAUCCUCUUUGGGGGUAAAAAACAGUUGACCAAUAAUCAAUAACUAUGACCCGUCUGUAGAAGCCGGGGUCCUCGCAAAAGUCCGGCAAGGUUGAGAAUAUGUUGCGGAAAAUUUAAUAACGAAAUGACAACUUUUUUCUUUCUUUUCUUUUUGUUUUCACAGUCCUUGACAAACAAGAGAGAUAUAACUUUAUUUUUAAAUAAAGUUUUUUUUUUCUGUGACAACAGUCUCUGUAUUAAUUUCGACUCUACAGCUGAAUAACAUCACAGGAAUACAGUAUUUACACAAUCACACGAAAGCUACCAUCAUGAGGACCGUGUGUGUGUAAGCUAACCUGUGUUACAAUGUGUGUGUGUGUGUGUGUG